Molecule: messenger RNA, 537 nt
Organism: Rhinocladiella mackenziei CBS 650.93
Lineage: Eukaryota; Fungi; Ascomycota; Eurotiomycetes; Chaetothyriales; Herpotrichiellaceae
Exons: 1
Coding region: 1-537 (178 amino acids)
Source: RefSeq, a predicted model, not a curated record
AUGAAUUCCGACGUCCGCUACACGCCUACUUCACCACUCUCUCCCCGACCCCCUACUGGUCAUCAACCUCGAUCAACUCAACAUGGCCGUCAACCCCCUAGAAACAUGCACAUGAGUCUUCCUCGAUUUCAUCCCGCAAACUUCAAUCAUCUCGAUCCACCCGCCACCCCGUCGUCAACGAUACAAAGUCCGGCUAUCACACUGAACCGAGUCACACAACCGGUCCAGAUGGAGUCACCAAGAUUGAUGCGCGAAAAGCAGCGGGAGUUUCUGGAGAGAGCCCAUUUGUCAUCCAAAAUCGCGGCCUCCUCUACUGGCAUCAAGCCUGGUGCUCCUCGUCUUGACCCUCUCGGUAGCCCCAAAGGUCCAGUGACACCUCUCACUCUCGAGGACGCCGGUGAUUACUUUCAAGUGGCAAGAGCGGGAAAGGCAUCGCCAGCUGCAAGUCCCGGCCCGAGAAGUCCGAGAAGUGAUGCUCCUUCGGACAAGGAAGAGUCGAAAAAGAAAAAUGUCAGGCCAACUGACGGUCAUCAGUGA